UUGCUCUGAUUCUUGAGCUGAAGUACUUCACUUGGGGGGGCCUCUGGAUGGUGAGGUUUUCCAUAUGCCUAGUUGCUGCUGGACAGCUUGCCAAAUUCAGCUUCGUGCUAGAAGAGGAGAAUCACAACCUGUUCUUCUGGGUCUUUGUGGCCUAUGUGGCAGCACAAGUCGCUUUGGCAGCAUACUCCCUGUUGCACUUCCCAAUGAAGAGAGCACUGGACCUGAAUAUGGAUGAUAUGGAGGGCUAUCCAACUGGAUAUGAGGCUCUUGUUGGAGCCGACGAGGUGGCAUCGGUGUCAAUUGGCAAUGUUUGUCCAGAAUACAAGGCCAGUUUCUUUUCAAUACUCACUUUCAGCUGGAUGGGAUCUCUUGCUCGAACGGGAUACAAGGCACCACUGACCUUGGAUGAUAUGUGGUCGUUGCCGCCAUAUGACUUAGUAGAUGGCAACCAUGCAAAAUUCAAGACAGCUUGGUCGAAGGAAACUCGGAAAAGGGAGCCAUCACUCACCAGAGCCCUGUUUCACACUGUGGGAUAUUUAAUUCUGGCGGCCAUCCCUUUGAAGCUUAUCACAGAUUUGGCUCAAUUUAUACCCCCAAAGCUCAUAAAACUGAUGCUACAUCUGGACUUCAGCCAACCCGGAGCCACCACAAAGGGUUACAUUUAUUCAGGCGUUGCGUUUGUGGGCCUCAUGAUUGGGACCUUGUCUGACAAUCAACAGUUUCAAAGGGUCAUGAGGGCAGGCUUCAGGAUGCGAGCCGUCCUGAUCGCAGAACUGCACCGCAAGAUCCUCUUCCUGACCCCCUCUGACCGUGCCAAGUUCAGCUCCGGGCGCAUAUUCAACUUUGUGGCCUCUGACACGGAGGCAUUACAGAAUGUGUGCCAGAACUUGCUGGGCCUCAUGUCGUCCCCAGUGCGGAUUACCAUAGCAAUGACGAUGCUGUACGUGAAGCUGGGCCCUGCCUCAUUGGUGGCCCUUGUCGCCCUCAUACUGAUGAUUCCCGCUCAGGCUGUGGUUGUCAAAUGGUCGGCUACAUUCAAGAAACGUGCCCUGAGCCUGUCGGAUGAAAGAGCUAAACUGGAAGGGGAGCUGAUAUCAGGUAUUGAAGUGGUGAAGACAAGCACUUGGGAAAUGCCAUUCCGGGAGCACAUCAUGGACGUUCGAGGAAAGGAGCUGGCAGUGCUGUGGAAGUCAUUUGUCCUGAGUGCCUGCAACACCUUCCUGCUGACGUCCAUCCCAGCAAUCGUGGCAGUGACGACGUUUGGAGUGUACAUCGCCCUUGGCAACAAUUUGGAUGCUUCCAAGGCUUUCACAUCUCUGGUUCUGUUCAACAUAUUGAGGUUCCCGCUGUUCCAGCUCCCCAGUCUUGUGAACCAACUCACCAGUGCUGGUGUAUCAAUCAAGCGCAUGCAAGAGUUUCUCUCAAGCCAGGAGCAGCCGCAAAUGGAGGCCAUCCCAGCAGCCCCUGCGGGUGAGAGGGCCAUAUGCAUGCAUGGUGACUUUUCAUGGAACACGUCUGCCCCUCCAUGCCUCACUGACAUCAACUUGGACAUUCCGUCUGGGAAUUUGGUUGCCGUUGUCGGAUCCACCGGAGCAGGGAAGUCGAGUCUACUUACCAGUAUGCUGGGCCUCACGCACCAGUUGUCAGGAGAGCCCUUGAUGAUGGCCGGAUCAAUUGCCUUUGUUCCCCAAGUCCCUUUCAUCGUGAACGCGACUGUCCGUGAGAAUAUCCUCUUUGGUUGCGAGUUCAACGAAGAGAAAUAUGCAGAAGCUGUGGAAGCAGCAAAUUUGCUGCCGGACUUCCAAGCAAUGCCAGGGGGGGACCAAACCGAAUUAGGCGAACGAGGCAUCAAUGUCUCUGGUGGUCAGAAGCAGCGAAUAGCGAUUGCCCGUGCUGCCUACUCUGGCGCCGACACCUACUUGAUGGACGACCCUCUGUCAGCCUUGGAUGCUAAAGUUGGGCGUGCAGUCUUCAACAAGUGCAUCGUUGGCCUCCACAAGGGCAAGACAAGAGUGCUGGUGACCAACCAGCUCCAGUACGUCAGCUCUGCAGACAUGGUGGUCUUCAUGAGCGAUGGGAAGGUGGCAGAAGUGGGGCCAUACAGUGAGCUGAUGGCCGCAGGGAAGGGGUUCGCACGUAUGAUGGCUGAAGCACAGGUGGAGGAGGGAGCUGAUGUCUCAGAUGCAGGCAAAGACCAGCCCCAAAAGCCUGCAGCGCAUCAGCUGCCCAGCAGCUCUGCUCAGCCAACAUCUUCUGAGGCACCCAUACAGGCACCAGCAGCAGAGUCCAAGGGGCGAAAGCUCAUUGAUGUUGAAAAGAGAUCGACUGGUAUCGUGUCACGCAUGGUGUUGUGGGCAUACAUGAAGGCAAUGGGCGGACUGACACCCUUUUUAAUGCUCAUGUGUCUGUUUCUUUCUGUGGAGAUUUUCCGAACACUGGCAAGUUUGUGGCUGGAACACUGGACAGGGCAAGGAAACAACAGGGACAAGGAGCUCAAUAUGGGUGUAUAUGCUGCCAUCUCCCUGCUGCAAAUCGGAGCUGCGCUUGUCAACCAGUUGGACUUGAAGCAUCUGAGCAUCAUCGCGGCCAACACUCUGCAUCGGUCCAUGUUGGACAGUCUCAUGCGAGCUCCCAUGGCUUUCUUUCACACCACGCCUGUUGGCAGGAUAAUCAACAGAUUGACCCGUGACACAUCUGACAUAGACAAUAGUGUGGCAGAUUUCAUGUCCAUGUUCUUGAGGGGCUUCCUGCAGCUCAUAGCAACAGUCAUACUGAUCGGAUGCACUGUGCCCCUCACACUGCCAUUCCUAGUUCUGAUCAUGCUGUUGUUCUAUUGGCUGUAUCUGUACUUUCAGUCGACCGUUCGUGAAAUCAAGCGUCUCAAUGCGAUCAAUCGCUCCCCGGUGUAUGGAUCAAUCAACGAAGCCCUGAAUGGCCUGGCAACAAUUCGUGCAUUUGGGGCAGAAAGGAGGCUGAUCAACCAGAAUGGAGAGUUCAUCAAUGACAUGAUCGUGUUGAGUCUUGCGAACCAAUCUAUGAACAGGUGGCUCAGCAUUCGCCUGGAGACCCUUGGAGCACUUGCGGCUUUGGCAGCAGCAGUGAUGACGGUGGAGCAAAAGUCAAGCUCCUCACUUGCUGGUCUCACACUUUCAUAUGCAUUUUCGAUCACAUCUUUGACGACGUUGACCAUCCGCCUGGCAAGCCUUGCAGAAAACGGGUUCAAUGCUGUGGAGCGAGUUGCAGAAUACACAGAAACUGAUCAGGAGGCCGAUUAUGACACACCCGAUUCGGUUCCAGAUGAUUGGCCAGACAGGGGUGGUUUGGAAUUUGGCAAUGUUGAAAUGAGGUACCGCCCAGGUCUACCGCUGGUAUUGAAAGGCCUGACUGCCACAAUAGAGCCAGGUCAGAAAAUUGGCGUGGUUGGCCGGACCGGUGCAGGAAAGUCCUCCCUCAUCAACGCGCUCUUCCGCCUUGUUGAGCUAUCCAAUGGCACCAUUUCCAUUGACGGAAUUGAUGUGUCGAAGAUUGGCCUCAGGCAGUUGAGGAGCCGGAUGGCCAUAAUACCACAAGUCCCCUUCCUGUUCACUGGCACCAUAAGGUCCAACCUGGAUCCCUUCAACGAAUACAGUGACCAGGAAGUUUGGACGGCCCUGGACCGUGCCCACCUGGAUGGUGUAGUGAGGACGAACACUAAAGGACUGGAGAUGGAACUACAGGAAGGGGGAGUGCCGCUGAGCGCUGGACAGAAGCAGCUAGUGGCAUUAGCAAGAGCCCUUCUCAAGCACUCUCAGGUCCUGAUUCUCGACGAGGCCACAGCAAAUGUUGAUGUUGAAACGGACGCGCUCAUCCAAAGGACCAUUCGUGAAGAAUUCGCUGGCUGUACUGUCAUCGCUGUGGCACACAGGCUGCACACCAUCAUUGACGGUGAUAGAGUGCUUGUGCUCGAUGCGGGGCAAGUGGCAGAGUUUGAUUCACCAAAGGAACUCCUGAGCCGACCUGAUGGCAUCCUCACAAGUAUGGUCCAUGAGACCGGAGAGGCCACAGAGCGACUUUUGCGCUCUAUUGCGAUCGGCGAGGUCAAAGUUGUGGACAUCUCUGCAGAACAGGCUGCCAAAGCUCUCUGUUGUGUCAGCUCGGAGAAACUUGAGACGCCACAGACGUUGUUAUUGGACCUGGCCACCUAUGCCCACGCGGCCAUGGAACAGCUCAAGCGUGUGCAUUCGAAACUCAGUGAACAACAGCAAGAACAGGAGCAGCAGAGGGAAGUCGGAGUCAUGGACUUGGGACAUCAAACAGCAACAGAGGACAUGGUGAGCACUAUGAAGCAGGUUGUCUGCCUGGCGUCAGAGUUCGUGCAGCUGGCAGAGCAGACCAAGCACAUGUUCGACCAGCAGGAAGCGGUCACCCGGCUGUCAGAGCUGGAGGCCUCUGAAGAUCAGGUUCCUGAGCCGUGCUCAGAGUCGGCGAAGAGGUGGGGUGAAAUCCGAGGAGUGACUCGGCUGGCGUGCCUGAAGGGGAACCCAAGCCUGGGGUACACUGCCCUGCCGCCAGGAGAAGAUGACCAUUCAUCUUCGCCUGCUCUGGGUUAG
This is a messenger RNA of Ostreobium quekettii, 4589 nucleotides long. Lineage: Eukaryota; Viridiplantae; Chlorophyta; Ulvophyceae; Bryopsidales; Ostreobiaceae. The record is from the annotation of a GenBank genome assembly.